CAGUUUUAAAGCCACGUAAUUGACAGCAUUGUGCGGAAGGUUGUGCCGGCGAAAAAUAGGUUUUAGCAAAUAAUUAAAUAAUAUUUAGAAUAAAAAUGUUUUUGAAUAAAUUAUUCGUGUUGUGUCUUUUGUAUUGUACGUGUUUUGCAAAAGAAGAGGAUGUUUUGGAGUUCAGUGACAGCGAUUUUGAGAGUAGAUUAGCCGAACAUGAAACUGCCCUCGUCAUGUUUUAUGCCCCUUGGUGUGGCCAUUGUAAAAAACUGAAACCUGAAUACGCGAAAGCUGCAGAGGACUUAAUCCGCAACGACCCUCCAAUUGCUUUAGUCAAAGUAGAUUGUACUGAGGCAGGAAAAGAAACUUGCAAUAAGCACGGUGUCAGUGGAUACCCCACGUUGAAGAUCUUCCGCAAUGGAGAAUUCUCACAGGAGUAUGGGGGUCCCCGGGAAGCUGGGGGUAUUGUCAAGUACAUGAAGGCGCAAGUGGGCCCCAGUUCCAAGGAAUUGACCAGCGUUGAAGACCUCGAAAAGUUUCUCAAAGCCGAAAAUGAUGUCUCUGUUGUCGGUUUCUUUGAAAAAGAAUCAGAUCUCAAGACCGCUUUUCUUAAACUCGCUGACAAAUUGAGAGAAAAAGUUAGAUUUGCACAUUCCACCUACAAGCCCGUUUUGGAGAAACAAGGAGUCAGUGAUGGCAUUGUGUUAUUCCGUCCCCAACACUUGCACAACAAGUUCGAAGAUAACAGUGUUGUCUACAAUGGAGGUGCCGUCACUGGUGAAAUACAAGAUUUUAUUAACAAAAACUACCAUGGCUUAGUUGGUCAUCGCAAAUCUGAUAACAGAAAUGACUUCCAGAAUCCUCUAGUAGUUGCUUAUUAUGGUGUUGAUUACGUCAAAAAUCCGAAAGGCACAAACUACUGGCGUAACAGGGUUUUGAAGGUUGCGAAACAGUACAAGGAUAAGAUCAACUUUGCUGUCAGCGCUAAAGAUGACUUCCAAUAUGAAUUAAACGAAUAUGGUAUUGACUACGUCAAGGAGGAUAAACCAGUUGUCUUAGCCAGGGACGCCAAAAACCAAAAAUUCAUUAUGAAAGAUCCCUUCUCUAUUGAGGCCUUGGACAGCUUUGUCAAGGACCUUCUUGACGGAAAACUGGAGCCUUAUUUGAAGACCGAGCCUAUUCCUGAGAACAACGACGGACCUGUGACAGUCGCCGUAGCCAAAAACUUUGAUGAAGUUGUGCUCAGUAAUGGCAAAGACACCCUGAUUGAGUUCUACGCCCCUUGGUGUGGUCAUUGUAAGAAACUUGCGCCCGUCUAUGAUGAACUCGGUGAAAAAAUGAAAAACGAGGAUGUGGCAAUUGUUAAAAUGGACGCAACGGCUAAUGAUGUUCCACAACCGUUUGAUGUACGCGGUUUCCCUACUCUGUAUUGGGCCGCUAAGGAUUCGAAAGAUAGCCCAGUUCGUUAUGAGGGCGGACGUGAAGUCGAUGAUUUCGUCAAAUAUAUCGCUAAACAUGCCUCAUCUGAGCUUAAGGGAUAUGACAGGAAGGGAAAUCCUAAAGCGGAAAAGACUGAACUUUAAGAAUGUAAAUAGUGAUUGCAGGAAUGUAAUUAUUCAAAAAAAUUCAAUAUUCUGUUUUCCAUUGUAGUUUAAAUUGUAAUUGUUUUUGUAAUUAAAUCCAGUUUCAUAAUUUUUUUUAA
Molecule: messenger RNA, 1693 nt
Organism: Tribolium madens (black flour beetle)
Lineage: Eukaryota; Metazoa; Arthropoda; Insecta; Coleoptera; Tenebrionidae
Product: protein disulfide-isomerase A3
Exons: 5
Coding region: 96-1574 (492 amino acids)
Biological process (GO): response to endoplasmic reticulum stress; protein folding
Cellular component (GO): endoplasmic reticulum
Molecular function (GO): protein disulfide isomerase activity
Source: RefSeq, a predicted model, not a curated record